This is a messenger RNA of Armigeres subalbatus, 4368 nucleotides long. It is a transcript of the gene Vap33, whose product is annotated as vesicle-associated membrane protein/synaptobrevin-binding protein. The record is from RefSeq and is a predicted model, not a curated record. Gene Ontology annotation, cellular component: plasma membrane; endoplasmic reticulum membrane. Gene Ontology annotation, biological process: endoplasmic reticulum membrane organization. The transcript has 5 exons. Gene Ontology annotation, molecular function: FFAT motif binding. NCBI's taxonomy places the organism in Eukaryota, Metazoa, Arthropoda, Insecta, Diptera, Culicidae. Bases 738 to 1601 code for a protein of 287 amino acids.
UCCACGAAACCUUGCCUUGUGCGAACCUUGCACACAAAACAAUCGCUCCAAAUUUUGCGGCGAAAAUUGCAUUUCAACCGCAACGUCAAAAACGCGACGACGAACGGACGGACGACGACAAGUAAAAAGAAAAUUCGGUCGAAGUGCGAGUGACGAAAGCGAAACCGGGGCGUGAAAAUUGAUUUUUCUUCUGCUGCUUCCACGGUGUGUUGUCCGGGAAAGGAAAAUCCAUUCGGUGUGGAAACUCAGCGAUCUGGAAGUCGAACGAAAAGUGUCGGUUCCGCGACAAAGAGGCCCCCCAGUUAAAAUAGGCGAGCGCGGCUCCAUUCGGAGAAGGCUACUUUGGAUUUUAUAGAUUUUUCGCGUAACCUUUGGAAGGCACCGCAAGCAGAGCAGAGAAGACCCAGGCGGGCAGGGAGUAACGAACCGUGUGGGGAGCGUGUGAGGAAGUGCGUUUUGUGUUUGCCUGUGAGUGGAGUGUUUUAUCGAUCCAUUUGGGAUUUUUUCCUUGUGUAUUUUCUUCCCGAUCCCGAUUGAACGGGAAGUAGUCAAGUGUGUGUGUUUCUAUUGAGAAGAUUUGGGGACGAAAAUAACCCCCCGGUGGAAGUGGAAUUAGAGCCGAGCGGAUCGAGAAGCUCUGAGUUUAGGUCAUCGGUAAUAAUCCUGGCAGGGGCUGUCUAAAUACCAUCAUAUUCAUCGAGAGCGACUUGGAGAAAAACGUAGCAGAAGCAGCAAAAAUGUCGAAUAAACCAGCGCAAUUGCUUGUAAUCGAGCCUGCGAACGAGCUAAAAUUCGUAGGUCCAUUCUGCACAGCCGUCUCAUCCUAUAUGCGAUUAACGAACCCGACGGAACAUGUAAUCCUGUUCAAAAUCAAAACGACCGCUCCCAAAAAGUACUGCGUUCGUCCAAACUGCGGAACGCUGGAGCCGAGGACCACGAUCGAAAUUGCAAUUAUCCUUCAACCGUUCAUUUUCGAUGCGGCGGAAAAGAACAAACACAAGUUUAUGGUACAGUCGAUGAUAAUGCCCGAUAGCGAGGUCAGCAUUGAGCAGCUAUGGAAGGAUGUCAGUCCUGACGAUCUGAUGGAUUCCAAACUGCGGUGCGUGUUCGAAUUACCGGCCGAUACCAACCAAACGGCACUGGGCGGAGCAGCGAUUACGGCCACUAGUACCACCACCACUCAGUCUGCUAACGCUACGCCGAACAAGAAUGAAUCGGGAACUCAGGUGGUAGAUUCGCAACAUGUCAGCAGCGCUAGCAACGAAGAAGACAGUGAUGCGUUGAUCCUGGAAGUAAAGAAACUGCGGGAAUCUGAAUGUUCACUACGUCACGAAAAUCUUUUGUUGAAGGAGAAAGUUCUGCGAAUGCGACUAGACAUAGAAAAUAGCGCCGCUAAGGAACAACAACAGCAGUCAUCCGUUUCCAGUGGGCUGGGAUCCGGUGGUUCGCCAGCAUCCGUAUCAGCAGCGGCGGCAGCUCAAUAUCAGAAUCCCUACAGUCCACCCCAGCUGGCCAACCAGCAACAGUUGCCGAUUAUAUACGUCGCUGCUGCAAUCGCCAUGGCUAUAUUUGGGCUCAUCCUGGGUAAGUUUGUGCUUUGAACACUGAACGACUUCGGCAGUAGCGGUGGCAUUAGCUCUAACAACAGCGACGGCAAUGAUAAUAAGUUAAAUAACUGAGUUCAGUUUGUAGUAGCAUUAUAACAACAUAAGGAAAAACCAGAGCAAAACAAACUAUUUAAUGGCAUAUAAAUUGGGAAUUGGGUGGGAGGAGAACCAGAAAAAAUAAAGAAAAUAAACUCAUAUGAGGAAGAAAAAGCAUAUAGGGGUAAUAAAUUUAGCGCCGCAAUAAAGUACAGUGGAUUAGUUAGACAAAUGUGGGAAUAGUAGAGUUCAAUGACGGUUGUAACUUUUGAAAACAAUUUUUCCACUUGUCUUACUAAUCUUACUACACUUUAAACAUAUAAGAAAAAGAGACGUCAUUCACUUUACUACCAACAAUAACAAAAUGAAACAGACACAAAAGCACUAGCAGUAAAAAAUAAGUAAACCCUAAAUGGUUAAAAUAAAGAUUAUUAUACAAAAGUACAUGAAAAUCAAUGUCAAGUUGAACUAGUAUAACUCGAAGAGAAAAUCAAUUGCAAAAACAAACAGAAGCAAAAACAAAACUGUUUAACCAAGUACUAAAUCAAACAUCAUCUGCCAGUGGCAGGCCCAUGGAGGAAAACAGAUCACUAUGAAAACGUAUAUGUCCUGACAAAAGAAAAAAAUAAAAAAAAACUUCUUAAGGAAGUAUAUUACAGGAAGUGGCAGUAAUGAAUUAUCAGAUCUUCUCAUGUUGCUGAUUUCAACCACAAAACAAUUGAGUCAACUUUCAUUUGCAAAACAAUUGAAAACAAAUAAAAACCAACACUCUCAUAUAAACAAACACACGCAUACAAUGUUGCUCUCGCUUAGACGUAGAAUUAUGAAAACUAAACAAAGCAUGAGAUAAAAAAGGAGUUUUUAAAUUCAUCCCGCAGCGCACAGUGGGCAGGACUUUGUUUUCGUCGGACGAAAUUUGUAGUAAAUGGUAAUGUUCUUAAUAAACUCUAACUAGCUUCAUAACUUAAACUAGAACUUUCUGUUUACUGUUCUGUUUUACUGCAUUUUUUAUUAUCAUUAUGUCCAAAUAUGAGCUGCUAUUCCUGGAUUCUUUUAAACAAGUGAAGAAACUACUCGUCUAAGUAACGGUGUCUUUAAAAUCCACACAAUCUUGCAUUCCAGGGCACUGGAUAAUAAACUAGCUGACUGGAUCAAAAUCUUGUACAUGUUUUCGGUGUCCUUACGGGCUAUCGUAUAUAAAAAGUUUCGAGUAAUAUUUACGGGAUCUAUUCAAAACUUUUGGAACUACCAAAAAAAACCAUUAGGUUGAACCGAAAGGUAAAACAUGGGGAAUAUCCAGAGCACUAAAGUCUUUGUCCGAUGAAAACUGCGUUCUGCCCCCGUGCGGCAACGUGGGCGUAUCCUAGCGAUACGUCCACGUUGGCGAUUCCCCUCACCUUACAGGACAACGCGAGCGGAGUGUGGAGAUGAACCCAAGCAAAGAGUUUUUAAGAGCAUUAUUAGAGUCGAGAACCAUUUAUUACCAACUAAUUACCAUGCCACAAAACACGCUAUAAAAUGCAUUCGUUCGUUAUGCGCGGCGAGUACAACAGGACAUGCGAGAUAAUAGUGUCAUUCGUGUAUAGCCGUGAUUUGAAUAUUUUCAGAAAGCGAAAGCCCUUCUCUAUAGCGAAUAAGAUUUACCAACACACUACAAGUACAGGCGAACUGGCGCAAUGCUCGGAACAUUCAAUGCUGAAAACGCUACCGCCCUCUGAUAUGCUACAAAGGCAUGAGUAAACAUCGGAUGGCGAAAGUAUAAAAAGAACUAGUGUUUCGUCCGUUUGUUUGUGCUAGAACACUACCAACUGCUGCGAAUAGAAAUAGUAAAGACAACAACCAAUAGGAAAGACGAUUCAAAGGGGAUGGAGAACUAUAUAAUAGUGUUGUAUUUGUUACGUUUAAUAUUGGUUGACCGGCAUCGUUUUUUAUAAACUGUCUAAAAUGCAUAAUUUGAGCCUUCCUGUGCAGCAAAAUUCAGCCAGUCACUAAACGAGAGUCGAAUUUUCAGUUAAUAUGUUAGGGAACAGUUUCAAUUUUCUGUUUAAAGUUAAGCGAAUUGAUUGAUGAUUUUUCGAGAUAAGCGAUUCACUAGAAACGGGGUGGUGCGGUUCGCUGGAACCGAUGUCGUGUAUGUCGGAAGGAUAGGAAGAAAACAUAACAACCCAGAGUAGAACUUAGACAUUAGGAAAAGGCAUCAUCUAUUAUUAUUCAUAGCAUAGAAUUAGAAACCGAAGCGAAAAAUUUACUUCAAAAUUUAUUACAACAAAUUGGGAAGCAUUGAGGUUUCCUCGUCGGUGUUGUUGUCUGGCUGAUAAACAAUUCGUACCUUGCAAUGGGACGAGCAAAGCAACAAAAACGCUCUUCACUGCUACAGAAAUUAAGAACGAAAUUCACUAUACCUAAGAAAAUAGAGAAAGGAUUCAAUUUUUGAGAGUUGGAAACAGCAGAACCUACCAAAAUGUAAAAUGCUUUUCUGGAAAACAAAAAUAAGAAAAUUACAUUACUAAUCAACCUAAUCUAACAACAAUACCUACUUAGCGCUGUUGUAGAUUUCGUUUUUUAAAUUUCGGUCCGUUUUCGCAUCCGUGACCUACACAGCCUUUUUGUGAUUACUUGCAUUGAUAAUUAUUCCUGUUUUAUUUUUUGGUUUAUUGCAACCCCUGAGGAUCGUGGUUAUUUUGUUUUCUUUUUAUCAUAUAAUAAACUAUUAUUCCAAAAUUGA